This is a messenger RNA of Panonychus citri (citrus red mite), 1413 nucleotides long. It is a transcript of the gene Mdh2, whose product is annotated as malate dehydrogenase, mitochondrial-like. Gene Ontology annotation, biological process: tricarboxylic acid cycle; malate metabolic process. Gene Ontology annotation, molecular function: L-malate dehydrogenase (NAD+) activity. NCBI's taxonomy places the organism in Eukaryota, Metazoa, Arthropoda, Arachnida, Trombidiformes, Tetranychidae. Gene Ontology annotation, cellular component: mitochondrion; cytoplasm. The transcript has a single exon. Bases 136 to 1092 code for a protein of 318 amino acids. The record is from RefSeq and is a predicted model, not a curated record.
GUGUCUCUGUCUCUUGGGUCACCUUUGGAUUAAUUUGAUUGAAGUUAACCUUUAAUUGUAAUUGUUUUCCUUGUAAUUUAACUUGUUACGUUUUCUUUUUGUUUUUAAUUGUUGUUGUUCUUUUAAUUGUUAACUAUGGCUUUCAAUAAAAUUGCUAAAGUCGCCGUUCUUGGUGCCAGUGGUGGAAUCGGUCAACCUUUGUCUCUGUUAUUGAAACAGAGUCCGUUGAUUAGUCAUUUAAGUCUUUAUGAUUUAGCUCAUACUCCUGGUGUUGCUGCUGAUUUAAGUCACAUCAAUUCCCGUUCAAAGGUUACUGGUCAUAUGGGACCAGAGGAAUUAGGUGAAGCUUUAAAGGGUUCGGAUGUUGUAUUGAUUCCCGCUGGUGUACCAAGAAAACCUGGUAUGACUCGAGAUGAUCUUUUCAAUAUUAACGCUUCAGUCGUUAGAGAUUUAGUUAAAGCUUGUGCUCAUAAUUGUCCACAGGCUUCUAUAGCUAUUAUCUCUAAUCCAGUUAAUUCAACUGUUCCCAUUGCCGCUGAGGUAUUGAAAAAAGCUGGUACCUAUGAUCCUGCUCGUCUUUUUGGUGUAACCACUUUGGAUGUUGUUCGAGCCAAUACUUUCGUUGCUGAGGUUAAAGGUCUUGAUCCAGCUACAACCAAUGUUCCCGUUAUUGGAGGUCACGCUGGUAUAACAAUUAUACCCCUUUUAUCUCGAGUUACCCCAUCGGUCAAUAUUGAGGCUGAUAAAUUGGAUGCACUUACAAAGCGCAUCCAAGAUGCUGGUACUGAAGUUGUUAAAGCCAAAGCUGGAUCCGGAUCUGCAACUCUAUCAAUGGCCUUUGCCGCUGCUCGUUUUGCUUUCUCACUUUUAGAAGCCCAAGCUGGUAGAAAGGAUGUCAUCGAAUGUGCUUACGUACAAUCAAAUGUUACCGAUGCCGCUUUCUUUGCCACUCCAAUUCAUCUUGGUAAAAAUGGACUUGAAGCCAAUCUAGGAAUCGGAAAGUUAUCCGCUUACGAGGAAGAUUUAGUCAAAGCCGCCAUUCCCGAGCUUAAAGCCAGUAUAAAGAAGGGAGAAGAAUUUGCAAACCAGUAAAUUUAGUCGAAUCUUAAUUUAGAAGAAUCAAAUACACCAGAUGAUACACACUUGAAGAAGAAGCAGAAGUAAUUAAAUGGAAAAACAGUAACUGAUUAAAAGAAAGUUAACAAUUUCUUAAUCAUCAACCAUAACUUUAACUACAAUUACCGAUUGAAAACCUCACCCUUAAAGAAAAAGUCUCUCCAAAUCUAAUGUAAAUCAACUGAUAAUUUAAAACCAUAACAGAAUCACAAUUAGCCAAAUGGAAUAUAAAAAAAACUGCUAAAAAGGGAAAUGAUUAAAAUCGUUGACAAUUGAUUGAUCAUAGAGAAAAUUGAA